Molecule: messenger RNA, 489 nt
Organism: Cylindrotheca closterium
Lineage: Eukaryota; Bacillariophyta; Bacillariophyceae; Bacillariales; Bacillariaceae
Source: the annotation of a GenBank genome assembly
AUGUGGAAACUGACCAACUUCAUUUCGUCCCUUCUGUUGGUGUUAAUCGCCAGUCUAUUUCAAUCAUCGGCUGCUAGUCGCCGCCAGUUGGUGGGUGGAUAUGGUCCGAUUUCUGAUUUGAGCGACCCGAUGGUUGCAAAUGCCGCCAAGUUUGCCAUUUUGGAACUCUUUGCAAUUGAAAACGAUGAUAUGCCUUAUGAGUUCAUGUCUUCGCUCCAGGGUGAUCAACAAGCCUUUGUACCUAGAGUUGUGAGGGGAUCGGAACAAGUGGUUGCUGGACUCAAUUUGAAAUUGACCUUGAUGGUACUGGAAGUUGUGGAACCAGUCUCUGGGGAAUCCCUUUGUCGAGGGGCCAUGGAAGUACAAAUUUACCUAGCACUGGAUCAAAGCAUGGAAGUGACAGAAUGGGGUGAUGAAUUCACUUGUGACCAAGCACAAGUGCUUCUUGAGGAUCGUUUGAUGGACGAGGAGAAUAAUGAAGGAAAUUAG